AUGGACAGUUGUGUUGUCUUCCUCGAUGGCUACCGAUAUUGGGGAACAGAGGAAGUGGUCUUUGGGAAGGUUGGAGGAAGCAUCCUCCUUUUAUGCCGAAAUGUCUCCAGAGAAGCAACCGAGGUGGUCUGGUUUCAAGGGGAUCCGCACACAUUCCCCCCACUCCUCUCCUCAAUGGUCGCCUUCCCCCCGGACGUCCGUUUCUCCCUGGUUGACAACAGCUCUCUGCGCAUCACAGAGCUGCGUGUGCAGGACGAAGGCAACUACACUUGCAAGGAAGUGCUGAACAAGACGGACCAUGAGCACAGGGUCCAGCUCCUGGUAGCCAAUCCACCACAUUCAACCCCAAAGUGCUGGGCUGAGACCUCCUCGCCGGGGCUGAUGCUGCAGCUGUUUUGCAGCUGGCCUGGGGGGUAUCCCCACCCCACCCUGCACUGGAGAGAAGAGGGACGUGAUCUGGAGAACUCAAGCUGGGUCAUCAGCUCCACGAGCUCCUCGGACACCCACGUGGAAACACUGAACAGCUCCCACCUCUCCCACCGCAAAGUGUUCAAGUGUGUCGGGAGCCAUGUCGUCAAGCAGGAGGAGCCUGCGUGCACUGUGGAGAUAAAAAUCCCUUCACUGGAAUCAGAGCCCCCAAAGACCUGCUUUGUGGGUGACAAUGUGACGUUGACAUGCCGUGUGACAGAGAGCACCCCGGCAGCGAGGCUCAGCUGGCUGCGGGGCAUCACUCAGCCAGAGGUGGAGAUCCAACCUGGAGGGAGGUACCUCAUCGCCCAGGAGGGCAACGUGUCCCGGCUCACCAUCCGGAACUGCUCCCAGGGCACCGACGGGGGCUGUUACGUCUGCAAGGCACAGAAUCCUGUGGGCCUGAGGAAGUUGUUCGUCUGCCUGACAGUGAAGCAGCCGGUGAACAUUGUUGGGGUCGUGGGUGCAGUGGUGGUCCUGUCCCUGCUGGCUGUUCUCACCAUCACCGGGGUUGUCUUGUACUACAGUCCCCUCCUGUGCCUGAGAGGUGCUGCAUUCAGGAAUCAGAACUCAGGUGAUGUCUUAGUGCUGGUGGACUCAGAAGAUGACGAUGAGGGGAAGGGGGAAGAGGAGACCAUGAGCAGCUCCACCAAGCACGAGGCGAUGGCGCUGGUCAAUGGGAACAGCAUCCAGGCUGCUUACCUCAACUGCCUUAUGGAAGGUGUCCUUUUUAACAAGGUGGCACCCAGUGCAGGCAGAGGUCGGGAAGUGGGUCCCAGUAGCCCGCUCAUCUUGAUGCCUGCGAGGGACUCGAAUACCA
This is a messenger RNA of Fulmarus glacialis (Northern fulmar), 1288 nucleotides long. Its product is annotated as V-set and immunoglobulin domain-containing protein 10-like. Lineage: Eukaryota; Metazoa; Chordata; Aves; Procellariiformes; Procellariidae. The transcript is spliced from 8 exons. The annotation marks the transcript as partial. The record is from RefSeq and is a predicted model, not a curated record.